Molecule: messenger RNA, 2736 nt
Organism: Annulohypoxylon truncatum
Lineage: Eukaryota; Fungi; Ascomycota; Sordariomycetes; Xylariales; Hypoxylaceae
Product: glycosyl transferase family group 2-domain-containing protein
Exons: 4
Coding region: 1-2736 (911 amino acids)
Source: RefSeq, a predicted model, not a curated record
AUGGGUUUCCUUAAGUCGUACUUCGCUCCCGGCCGUGCCAAGGCAGAGGAAAAUCAGGAAAAUAAACCAGCAACAGAACUCAACGAGACUGGCCCGAACAGUCCAAAAUCUAAUGUUCCCUCUUCGAUCCCAGGCGCUGUUCUUGACGCAGACGUGACAAUACCGAGACGACCGUAUUUAUCACGAUCAGAAUCUGUCUCCACGCAUUCCAUAUUUCCUACAGGAGAUUUUAGGAAUGAUAAAGAAAGCAUGCUCCAUGUCAAAGCAGACGUUGUGUGCAGUUGGUUAUAUCAACAGCAACUAGAAAGACAAUAUGCAACUGGCAUGCUUCCCGGCGAGGGUGUUGUGCUUAAAAAGGGCAAAAAUAACUACACGUGUUGCCCGCCACAACUUCGCGAUAUACCAUACGGUCUGUAUGAUAUGUCGAUGGAACUGAACGUCCGGUGCGCGAUGACCAUUAACACCAGAGUUAUUAACGUUAUUCUGGCCUCGAAAAGGAAGACGUACGAUUAUAUUCCACUUUCUGAUGGCCUUCGCUUGCAAGUAUUACCCAGUAUGCGCGAGCUUCCUGGAUGCCAGAAACAUCACUUUGCUGCAUUCAUCCAGGACAUCCAGAUCUUAGUUGUCUGGGACGAUGAGCCAAAGAAAGUUCUUGCAAGGGCCGAUGCCCUAGAGGCACAGCUGAUGAAAAUGAUCUGGGGCCACGGGGAAGAAGAGGAUGAGCAAGAAGAGGAGAGGGAUGAGAAAGUUGAAAAGAAUCAAGGCGUCGACGUCGAAGUUACAGGAAUGGAUUUGGAGGCAGCUGCACCCGAACCAGAACAAAGGAAGACCAAACUCAGCAGUCCAUGCAUCGUAGGCGUAACGUUGGCCCUUUGCAUUUGCUGUAUGGGUCUCGGCCUUAGGUCUCUAGCUUACGAAGUCGAAACGGAUGGUUCGUAUGUUCGAUUAGCACUCAUCGCUGUUAUCCCGGUCGAGAUGUGGGUGGCCAUGUUCUUCUUCCAAUCCCUGAUUACCAAUCUUUUCCAAACAUUCGGUCCUAUAUCUGCCGUCGACAAAAACUCGAGAUUCUAUUCUGGAAAACCCCCAAGACGACUCAACCGAGAGAUCCAAUCUUUACCUCAUGUCACCAUACAGAUGCCUGUUUACAAGGAGGGCUUAAGGGGUGUCAUCAUACCAACCAUCCAGUCGCUCAAGCAGUGCAUAUCGACGUAUGAGAUGCAAGGCGGUUCAGCUAACAUUUUUGUGAAUGAUGAUGGAAUGCAGCUGAUCCCGGAGGAUGAAGCCCAGACCCGACGCGAAUUCUACGACGAGCACAACAUAGGUUGGGUUUCUCGGCCGAAGCAUAAUCCAAAGCCAGAAGAUGACAGCCGACCCUUUCUCCGGCGUGGAAAGUUCAAGAAGGCAUCUAAUAUGAAUUAUGCCAUGAUGGUGAGCAACCGUGUCGAGGAUAAGCUGGUUCAAGUUCCUAGAACUCCGCAUUGGUCUCAAGCAGAGGAGCAGGUUGCGUACGAGCAGUGCCUUGCCGAAGUCCUACAAGAGGACGAAGGUCGCACCUGGGCCGAGGGCAACAUCCGUAUCGGUGAUUAUAUCCUCAUCAUCGACUCAGAUACUCGGGUACCACAAGAUUGCCUGCUAGAUGCCGUCAGUGAAAUGGAACAGUCUCCGCAGGUGGCCAUCUUGCAAUUCAGCUCCGGCGUCAUGCGGGUAACGACGUCUUUCUUCGAGGGAGGUGUUACUUGGUUUACUAACCUCAUUUACUCGGCCAUCACCUUUGUGGUAGCGAAUGGCGAUGCAUGUCCUUUUGUUGGCCACAACGCCAUACUACGAUGGUCUGCUAUUCAAGAUGCCGCUUCAUAUCAGGACGAGGACGGCUAUGAGAAAUUCUGGUCUGAAUCGCAUGUGUCGGAGGAUUUCGAUAUGGCUCUUCGACUCCAGUGUGCUGGCUAUGACCUCAGAUUCGCGUCUUAUACCGGGGAAGGCUUCCAGGAGGGCGUCUCUCUAACGGUGUACGACGAGUUAGCGCGAUGGGAAAAAUACGCAUACGGUUGCAACGAGUUGAUGUUUCAUCCCCUCAGGUACUGGCUCACCCGCGGUCCCAUCACGCCUCUCUUUAGAACAUUCUUGUCCUCGAAUAUCCACCUACCCAAGAAGCUCACCAUCUGCACCUAUAUCGGCACGUACUACGCCAUCGGCGCUUGCUGGAUCUUGACCCUCAUGAACUACUUUUUAUCCGGCUGGUUUUUUGGACUAUAUGACAAGUUCUACAUAGAUUCGUUUGCCAUCUACGUCUCGGUCAUCGUCGUCUUCACGGGGUUUGGCAACUUCGCCCUAGCUAUCCUGCGGUAUCGGCUUAACCAGCAAGGGCUCAUCGCAGCUUUCUGGAGCAAUAUCAAAUGGGUCCCGUUGAUGACUAUCUUCCUAGGCGGCCUGUCUCUGCAUGUAUCGCAGGCCCUCCUUAGUCACUUCUUCAGCAUCGACAUGACCUGGGGUGCGACGUCUAAGGAGUACGAGGAGGUUAACUUCCUCGAGGAGGUGCCGCGCCUGCUCCGCCGAUUCAAGGGCACCUUUCUCUGGUGCGUUGCGAUGACGGCUCUGAUCGUAUGCGGCGCUUUCGCGUUCCCCAUCGAGUGGAGAAUCAGGCACUUAGCGUCCAUAUGGCCGCUCGCCUGGAUCGUGGGGUGCCACUUCUUACUACCGGUUGCGUUGAACCCUGCGCUCAUGGUGUUCGCCUGGUGA